Molecule: messenger RNA, 3077 nt
Organism: Myxocyprinus asiaticus (Chinese sucker)
Lineage: Eukaryota; Metazoa; Chordata; Actinopteri; Cypriniformes; Catostomidae
Product: ras-like protein family member 11B
Exons: 4
Coding region: 198-953 (251 amino acids)
Molecular function (GO): GTP binding; GTPase activity
Source: RefSeq, a predicted model, not a curated record
CAGUGUUUUGCUCACAAAACAAGUGUCGGUGUGGUUAAAUGUGCUAGAAGAGGAGUUUUGGAAUAUUUACCGAUUUUAUCACCAGUAAUAGGCUAAAUCUGUUUAUAUGCCGUUGGCUGACGUCGUCUUUGACAUUAUUUUUUAGGGUGUCUCUGGAUAUUUCGUUAUAGUUUGGAUAGUAAACUUUCUUUGGCAAAAUGCGUCUGAUCCAGAACAUGUCAACCAUUGCGGAGUACCCGAGUGCUGAAUGCCCGUCCAACCGGGUGAUAAAGAUCGCUGUGAUCGGAGGCAGCGGGGUUGGGAAAACCGCGCUAGUGGUUCGUUUCCUCACCAAGCGGUUUAUCGGCGACUACGAGAGAAACGUUGGCAACCUGUACUCCAGAGAGGUGCAGAUAGACGGAGAACAAGUGGCCAUUCAAGUUCAAGACACACCUGGAGUUCAAGUAAAUGGUAAUGGAUUGAGUUGCACAGACCAUUUGGCAGGCUCCAUUCAAUGGGCAGACGCUGUAGUCAUGGUCUAUUCUGUGACAGACUGCCGAAGCUUCGACCUCAUUGGACAGCUCCACCAGCUUGUUAGCCGCACCCAUGUGGAUAGAUCGUCCACCCUGCCGAUCAUCCUGGUAGCCAAUAAAGCUGAUCUCCUCCAUGUUAGACGGGUGGAUAUUCAAGAAGGUCCAUUGUUGGCCUCGGCGUUAGGCUGCUCCUUCUAUGAGGUGUCUGCUAGUGAGGACUAUAACCAGGUCCAUGGUGCCUUCCACAGACUGUGCAUGGAUCUGGCUAAGCUGCAGCCUCCAUUCAUGCAGUCUCAGACCCCCGUCAAUGCAGCUUCAUCUGGGACAGAGAAGAAAAAAUCACCCCUCAUCCCCCGGCCCAAAUCCCCCAACAUGCAGGACUUGAAGAGGCGCUUCAAACAGGUGCUCUCUGCCAAGGUCCGGACUGUCACGUCCGUGUGAAGGGGUGAGGGAGGGGGUGGCCUGAAUGACAGCCAGAGAAGCGGCUGAAAAAUUGUGGGUUUGAGAAAGGAAGCUCUGAGGAGAGGGAGAAGGUCUCAAGAGCAGUGAUGCUGAAUGUAUAGGUCUUGCUCCUUUGAAGUUCAUGAGUUUCGUUGUUGAUCGGCAGACCAGUUACAAACAGAGGCCCCUGGACCCUUGACCUCUGAUUACGUCAUGGACACUGAAAAAAAAUGAGAAGUAGUGACCUCAGCCUGGUGAACUUUACUUUUCCACAUGACCAACCCAGUGCGAGUGGACACUUGUGUCGCUGGGACAUGUGGCCUUGAAUAGGAACCGUGCAAAGACAGACUUGUACUGAAAGGAACUGAAUGAAACACAUUAAUACAUUAUUAUAUUCACUCUGCCUUACCUGUGGACUUUUAGACAUGCUUUCAUGGCAGCAGAGAUUGUGAAGAACACAGUAACUGACUAUUUUAAGAAUUGCUUUUCUGAAAGUCUUGGUAGGGAGGGAAUUGGUAAAGGUUUUCACCUCUAACUGCAGAGACAGUCUGAAUGCAGGCAUUGUUAAAGGACAAGGCACUCAAGCUAAGCAAAAAGUGUGUGUGCUUAUCUCCUGCUCUGUCAACAGUACUAUUCUUGUGUACAAGGCCAAAAUGUUUCUCCUGGUUUUGUGUAAAACUGUGCUUUGAGACACUUUUCUACAAUGGAAUAGAAGAUUUUUUUUUUUUUUUUUUUUUUGUAAAUGCACUUUAAAAAAUGCCAAGGGGCUGAAGCUCAGAGUAAUUUAUUUAUUUGUUCAUUUUGGGAUUGGAAAUAAAGAUUAAAAAAAAUAUAUAUAUUUUAUUGGUUCUGAAUUUAAGUCUGAUAUUAAUUCAAUCAAAACACCAGUACACACAAAUCAUUCCUUCAGUCAGUCAAAACUUCAUUUAGUUGUUCAUUACAGAACAUGGAGGUUACAAAGUGUGUUAAUGGGUCUGGAUUUGCCUACAGAAGGAUUUUAAAACCUGAACCAGCAAACAGUCCCUGCAAGGAAAUCAGCUUAAAGAAAUAUUCCGGGUUCAAUAAAAGUUAAGCUCAAUCCACAGCAUUUGUGGCAUAAUGUUGAUUACAACCAAAAUGUAAUUUUGUCUUGUUCCUUCUCUUAAAAAAAAAAAGCAAAAAUCUGGGAUACAGUGUGAGGCACAAUGGAAGUGAAUGGGACCAGUCCAUCAAGUCAAAAGUCUCACUUUUUCAAAGGUACAGCCACAGAAUGUAAACGAUAUGCAUGUUAACAUGAUUUUAGUGUGAUAAAAUUGCUUACUAACCUUAUGUUUAUAACCUUAAUUAUAUAUGCAAUUUUACAACUUUGUUGCCAUGAUGACGUAAACCCUUAAAUAACUGUAAAAAUGAUGAUUUAAACUUUAAAACUCAAAUAAUACACAAGUUUUGAAAGAUUAAUGUAAGUGCUUUAAAAUUGUAAGCUUAACAUUUCUGCUUUCAAACCUUCAAAAAUUGGCCCCAUUCACUUUCAUUAUAAGUGCUUCACUGUAACCUCAAUUUUUGCUACUUGUAAUGAAAAAGAGGGUCGAGUCAAAUUUGUUAGUUUUUUUUUUUGUUGUAAUCAACAUUAUGCCACAAACGCUGUCAGUUGAGCUUAACUUGUAUUGAGCCUGGAAUAUUCCUUUAAUAAACAUCCUAAAUAACGUCUUAAUGAAAAUGUAAAAAUGCUAAAAUGUGUUUUAGGUUUAGGAUUAGGGAAUAGAAAAUAUAAUUAGCUCAGUUUAAAAACAACAGAAGUCAAAAGAAAGUCUCACCUAUAAUAGAAAAACAAUUCUGUGUGUGAAAGUGACCGAAGAGAAGAGAGAUCCACUCUAAAAGAAAUCUCCACCCUUUUUUGACCUCUGUCCCCUCUCCAUCUGUCACUGUCUCUUUAAUAACAUGCUCAACAACAGCACUGAGUGAAAAGAGGAGUGAAAUGAGCUUCAACACUUGCUGAUAUUAUGAAAUGAACUUGACAAUCUGUUGUAUCUCUUGCUAACACUAUGAAUAAGUGACCGUGUGCAUGUUAAAGUAAUAGUUCACCUAAAAAUGAAAAUUCUCAUCAUUUACUCACCCUCAUGCCAUCCCAGAUAUGUAUGACUUUCU